AUGCGGGAUAUCGCCGUUUUGGAGGCGUUUUCUGGAAAGCUUGUCCACACGACUGCUUGGGAUAAAACGUACGACUGGUCUGACAAGAGAAUAUCGGUCAUUGGUAAUGGCUCAUCUGGUAUCCAAGUUGUUCCCGCGCUCCAGCCCAAAGCCGCCAGGAUCGUCAAUUACAUUGGUCACCCGACCUGGGUCAAUCUCUGUCUGGAGAUCGCAAAGGAUGGAAUGGGAUCAAACUUUGAAUAUAGCGAGGAAGAGAAAGCGAAGUUCCGAGAUGAUCCCCAAGCAUUCCUGGAGUACAGGAAACGGGCUGAGUGCUUACUGCUUACAACCCUUUUUUAA
This is a messenger RNA of Penicillium verrucosum, 339 nucleotides long. RefSeq lists its product as uncharacterized. Lineage: Eukaryota; Fungi; Ascomycota; Eurotiomycetes; Eurotiales; Aspergillaceae. Bases 1 to 339 code for a protein of 112 amino acids. The transcript has a single exon. The record is from RefSeq and is a predicted model, not a curated record.